Molecule: messenger RNA, 2844 nt
Organism: Ambispora gerdemannii
Lineage: Eukaryota; Fungi; Glomeromycota; Glomeromycetes; Archaeosporales; Ambisporaceae
Source: the annotation of a GenBank genome assembly
AUGAACGUGUCAGUACCUUUAAAGCUCUCAAUGUCGGUAAUAUGUCCUUGGCCAGAUAUUUGGCCUUGGUGUGGAACCCCUGACUGUAACCUUAUAUGCGCUUUUUUCGGGACGCGUUCUGCCUACACCUAUGAUGACAAAUAUGAAGGAAUAAUUUUAAAAACAGAAACAAACGAAUCGGCUGAAGAAUCUGAAGAAAAAUUUUGUUAUAGCAGUCAACCCGUAGUUCCUAAUUCAAAGCAACAGCUAAAGCAAGACGAAAUAAUACAGGAUUCUCAAAAAAAUGUAUCUAAUACCAAAGAAUGUCAACUCAAUAAUCAUAAAUCUACUCAAAUUCCCGAGAAAGUAACGCAACCAGAAACUUCCAAAGCAAAUUCUCAAGUUCAUCCAAAAAUAUUGCAAUCAGAUACUUGUACAACAAAUCGCGAAAGAAAUCUCAAGGGAAAUCAUAAAGCCGCACAAGUGUCUCUAAAAGUAUUACAAUCUGAAACUCUUAAAGCAAACUAUGAAAAAGAAGUUAAAGAUAUUCGUAAAUCCGCGCAAAAUCCUUCGAAAAUAUCACAACCUAAAAUUUUUACAUUAAAACACGGAAAUGAUGUCAAGGAAAAUCAUUUCCAAAAAAUACCAAUCGAACACAAUAGUAAAAAAGACGAGGAAACAACAAAAGAUACAAUCAUAAUCAAAAAAGACAAAGAAAAUUUCUAUAUUUUAGACGACACCACCGAAAAUGAUAUCGUAUUACAUGAGCAUGAUUCACACCAUAUGAUCGCACAGAGAACUACAUUCCCUGCCUUGGAUAACAUCUUUGCACGGAAACGCAUUAUGCCUCUUAAAUCAUUUGCCAAUAAAGAAGUACAGGCUGGAACUGGAUUGUUUGAAACGCAUAAUCUUGCUUGUCAAACAAGUUUUUCGAGGCAUGUUUCAAGUGUUAUUAUUAAUCCGGAUUCACAUACUGGAGAUGAAUUUGUACCUGAAGCAAUCAAUGGGAUGCAAACUGAAAGGAAAAUUAUCGCUAAUUCUAAUGUCCAAACAUCAAUUGUUUCAAAUAAAAGUGUCGGGGAAAUUUUAAAUUUGGUAAAUCAGAUUAAGGAAGACUCAAUUGCAAAACCACAAGAAACAUCCAAUACUAUUCCCGAACUUUGCGAAACAAAUGAAGUUGGACUUGAUGAUUAUUUUAAAGAAUCUGUUGCAGAUAUCGAAAGCGAGGAUAGUAGUAUUGAAAACGAUAACGAUGAAAAUCUGAUUGAGAGACAAAACGAAGAAAAUAAUGAAAUCAAAGAAGACGAGUUUUCAAAUCGAGAACCAAUCGUUGAAAAUUCGUCAUACGCAAUUUCGCCGACUGGAAACUUGGAAAAUGAUACUUCUAAAACGCAAAACAGCAACGAAGCUAUCGAAAAUGAUCAAUCAAUGGUUUCAAAACAUCAAGUUAUUGAAGAUAAUGCACAAGAAGAUAUCAAUGUUAAGAGGCUUACCAUGGUUACUUUUGCACCAACUGCGAACUAUACAUCGGAAAAUGAUAAUAUACUUGGUGAUGGUUCUGUACAGUCAAUUGAAGCAGAUCUUUAUCAUGGCGAAAAUAACGAAGAUUCUAUUCAUCUUAUGGAAAAAUGGAUAUCUGUCGCUUUAUGCAAACAAUAUCCUAACCCAAAAGAUUGGGAAUAUAUUGUUGAUUGCGAUUUAAGUGAAAAAGGACUUGAAUCGGUUUAUUCUUUGAGCAAUUUCAUGCCAAAGCUGGAAACAAUAUCACUAAAUAAUAAUAAUUUGGAAUAUCUGCAUGGAUUGCCAUCGGUCCUGACUACCUUAAAAGUUGCGUCUAACAAAUUAACGUGCAUGACAGAUUUCAGGCAUCUACCCAAUUUACAAUAUUUGGACAUUUCAGACAAUUUAAUUGAAGAUCUGAAUGAGAAUUUGGAUCUAUCAGAAAAUGAUAUCGAAGAAAUUAACGGACUUCAUUCAUUGAAAACUCUUAAAAGUUUGGAUUUGGAACAAAACAAUAUACGAUUAUUCAAUCCAUCUCAAAUAAUGAAUGCUCUUGUGUGUCUAAAAAUUGGACGAAAUCAAUUGGUUGAACUGAAUGUGAAACGAAUGCCUAAUCUUCGAGCCCUCGUUUUGGAUCAUAACAAACUGAAAGAAAUCAAGAAUUCAGAGAUGCUCGCAAGAAUAGCCACCUUCUCAGCACGAAAUCAAAAAAGGGAUGAUAAAAUCAAUAUUAACUUUAAGCAUAUACGAGGAGUCGAAAAUCUAUAUCUAACUGGGAAUCCACUUACGAAAUUAGAAACAAUGACCGAAUUCUUUAAGCUUGACCUCAUCGAACUCUCCAAAGUUGGACUAAAAGAACUACCAGAAAAGUUUUAUGAAAUGUGUCCAGGGGUUUCCUACAUAAAUCUGAAUUAUAACUACCUCACAAAUAUUCGUCCUCUUCGAAGACUAGCACACUUAAAGCAAUUGACGGUAAUUUGCAAUGAAUUAAGCAAUUAUGAAAUGGUUCUCGAAGUCACCAAACGAUUGUCAACGUUGAAGUAUUGUGAUCUAAGAUGCAAUCCAUUCACCAUGAAAUUCUAUCCAUCACUCGAAUCACUGCUCAUCGCAUACGAAUCAAGAAGACAUAUAUGGGAUAUCACAGAAACUAAAAAAUAUCAAAAGGAAUGGGAUAUUCGCGACAAAGAGUUCCGAGAAAACAUACCAGACGAUAUAUUUGUAAAGAGAAAUAUUUAUCGAUUUUCUAUAAUUCGCCGGUGUCCACAUAUGAUACGAUUGGAUGGUUCGAACGUUGAAGAGAGUGAAAGGAUCGAAGGUGAAAAAUGGUAUCGAAGAUUGCCUGUUGAACUUCCUAUCAUAUAUUAA